Messenger RNA from Rhododendron vialii, 2111 nucleotides. RefSeq lists its product as uncharacterized. Lineage: Eukaryota; Viridiplantae; Streptophyta; Magnoliopsida; Ericales; Ericaceae. The transcript is spliced from 2 exons. The record is from RefSeq and is a predicted model, not a curated record. The coding region runs from base 809 to 1975 and encodes 388 amino acids.
UAUGUAAUUAGCUAUAGUUUACAUUUAAUCUCUUAUGUAAGUAGAUUAGAAGAUAAGGGUCUAAUGUGUAAUUAUUGAUUACAGUUGUAUAAGUAUAACGUAAUGAGAAAUAAACCUAAUUACUCUGGGUUUUCCAAUUCUAUCGUAAUCUUUCAUGGUAUCAAAGCAUCGACGUACCUAGGGCGUCCGUGGGUCAUCAUCGUCCGUUGGUGGGUUGCACACAAGAAGCCAACGUUGGACUUCUACCAACGUCAAACUUCAUCCGGUCAUCUUCCUGAAGUCGUGGACCAGGAGUUUUUUUUUUCACCCACGGCAAUGGCAAUAUCGAUCGAUCUUUCUAUUGCUGAUCCUUUAGGUCGAUUAAAUCAUAUCCUCUGACAGACUUGUCUCCAAUCUCGACUACAGCCUUCAAUCUUGAGCAACGACAGCCUCCAAUCUCGAGCCUAUCUCUGCCGUUUGCCUUUGAAAUUGACUGGGUCAGAUCAGCUGAGCUAUUUCGGCGCUCGCAAGUCCUUGUUCUGUCCACUUUGAUACUCGAAGGUUCUCGGUUUGCAGUUUCUGUUUGAUUGAACGAAACCCAAUCUGUUCCGGCUUGUUUUUCAGAUCUCAUUUAGCCUUUUUUAACACUGUUUCAGCAGUCAUACAGUGGUAAGUGCUCUAAUCUGUCUCUGGGAGGUCGAAUUUGUGUUUGUUUACGCUUGCUUUCGGCUGGGUCACACCUAUUUACUGUGAUUUGUGUUGCUUUAAGGCUGUGUACUGCUGGGUUAAUUGAAUAUUGUGUAUUUGGGGUUGUUGUUCUACUAUUAAGAUGUCAGAGGGUAAAAACAAGACUUCCGCUAGUACAAAGGAUGAGUUGAAUCAUGUAGGGACUUUGGAAAACUAUCCUCUGGAUAUUUGUCAUAUUAAAUUGGAUGGUACCAAUUAUUUGAUUUGGUCUCGCACUUUUACUUUAGCUAUUGAGGCCAAAGGGAUGUCAGAGUUCAUUGAGAGCCCUGUUACUCCACCUGUUGAGACUGUUGAACUUAAGAAGUUUAAAUCUCAGAAAUCAUUGGUCAUGACCUGGUUAUUUAACUCCAUGAGAGCUGAUAUUCGCCAUACUUUCCUGCUUCUUAAUACUCCGUAUCAAAUUUGGACAACUGCAACCCAAACCUAUUCGCAACAAGGUAAUGAUGCACAGUGUUUUGAGUUGAGGAAAAGACUCCGUACAUUGGAACAAAAUCAUCGCUCCGUCGCUGUAUACUUUGCUGACCUGAGUGGAGCUUGGGGGGAAUUUGAUUAUUAUCAGGGCUUUCAGGCUGUUUGUGAUGUGGAUGCUGCUAAUUGGCUAAAAAGGAUGGAGAAAGAGCGUGUUUAUGACUUUCUUGCUGGUCUUGAUUUGGAACUUGAUCCAAUUAGAGUGCAGGUGUUGAGUCGUGUUCCGUUUCCAUCAUUGGGAGAGGCCUAUUCUAUUGUUCAGCAGGAGGAGAGUAGGAGGGGUGCUAUGUUGCACCCUCCUAUUUCUGAUCGUUCUGCCCUGGUUGCUACUCCUCAGGUUCAUUUUGGUUCCGAUAGUGGGCCUAUUCUCCAGGGUGGCAAGUCGCAGUCUGGCAUUCGCAACGGGCCUCCUGAUCGUGCGUCACUCCAGUGCGAUUAUUGCCACAACACUGGUCAUACCAGAGAUUUUUGUUGGAAGCUACAUGGGAAGCCUUCUCGUGGGCGAGGAGGUGGAUGCGGUAACUAUGGUCGUGGUCCGAUGCGUUCUCGGGCCCAGGCCCAUGUUUCGGAAUCUACAGUUGGCACCUUGCCUGAUUCUGGGAUUCCGGGGUCAUUUGAUCAAGUUGGUGGUUUCUCUCACGGGGAGAUACAAACUCUCAGGCGCCUUAUGGCACAGGCUGAUUCUCCAUCUACUAUAGCUUCCUCUUCCACAGCAGCUCCUACUUCAUCCUAUUUUGCUCACACAGGAACUGGAUACGGGGACGGUGAUUGGCAGUGGUAAAUCACAUGGUGGCCUUUAUUUUUUGGAGUCUGCACCUCAUCCACCCAUGUCAUGUGGUCUUGCUCUACAAGCAGAUACGGGUCCAGCUCUUACUAUGUUACAUCAGUGGCACCGUAGAUUGGGUCAUCCCUCCUUU